Enterobius vermicularis (human pinworm) is the source of this 3021-nucleotide messenger RNA. The record is from the annotation of a GenBank genome assembly. Lineage: Eukaryota; Metazoa; Nematoda; Chromadorea; Rhabditida; Oxyuridae.
AUGUAUGACGUGAUACUUUAUGUGAUACAAAUGGAAAUUGCAACGCAUGAAGUUAGCGAGACAAGGGCUGCUAAGUCAGUAUUUAAUGAUGAAGACAAGUCGAACACUAAAAAUCUAGACUGUGGUCAUACUGACAAUACGAAUGUAGAUAAAGUAAAACUAACAAAGGAGGAAAAAAAAGCGCUCUACAGGCCUCUUUUACUACCUGAACCUUAUAACACUUGGCGAAAAGUUCUAUUUGACAUAUGGUCCAGCGAUGACGCGAAGAAAGUAAAGUUUGAAAAUGUAGCAGAAGCUCUGGAAAAUAUCUAUGGAUCACUUGAAGAUCCGUAUGAAACAAUUUUGGGGAUUCAUAAGACCUGCCGCGACUUUGGUGUGCAGAAACAGGACACUCUUGCUCGUUUUGUACUUGACUACGCAAAGUCUUGGUUUGAAGAAUGUGGUCGAGUAGAACUGUAUGGUAGAAAUCUGACAUUUGAACGCAAGGCUUACUGGAAUUCCUCCUUAUUUAAUGUUAAAACUGGUUAUAAGCACGAAGCACUGAAAUUGUAUGGGUUUGAAAAUGGAAACGUCACUGUCAGUAGUUCCACCCCUACACGGAGGGAGUUUAAGUUGGAUCAGGAGGAACCAAAAACAAAAUUACAGAAAGUUGUACCUCUGUGUGAGGCAUUCGCAGUUGGAACAGCGAAAGGUGUGUCAAAUUUGGACGUUCUUGCAGAAAUUUAUCAGUUGGUUUGUAGCGAAAUGGAGGAUCAUGUUUACCUGAAAGUUAAGGAAAUGAUAAACAACCAGAACAUAAAAGAUGCUAUUACUUGCGCUACAAUAUUUGGGUUGCAGUCUCGUUUUACUUUAGAGGAACUAGUUGUACCAGCUAUUUUACAAGACCGGAUGAUGGCAGUAGAAGCUUAUGCAGACGGGAAUAAAUCCAUGCAGAGUGCUCUUGUAAAGUAUUUUGAUUCCUUAAUUGGGCUUCAUGAUAGAGAAAUAGAAGAUUUUUUUUCUGAUUUGAAAAAAAGACGUAUUAUGACUGUUCCUUACACAAAAGUGCAAGGGAAGUCUUUGGAAAAAAUGGUGUAUAAGAUGGUCACAAACUUUGCAAUUUCUUUUGAUAACGCCCCGAAUCUUACUAAUCGCCGUCAGCAGAGCUCGCUUCAUUUUAAUAACCCUUAUGAAGCACUGCGCUGGAUAAUACUGUUUGACAUGUGGGAUGAUAUGCCACCAUCAGUUCGUCCAUAUCUUACCCCAGCUGUAAUUGAUGAAACAAAAGAAUUUUUGGCUAAUUAUUUUGCCGAGCGGCAACAAACAAAUAGUGGCUAUUUAUUUGCUGGCCACCAAAUUGAGGUGGUUGAUACGCUUGAGGACCUGAUAAAAGUUGCAGACUUGAUUUCCAAAGCGGAUGUGGUGGGAGUUGAUACUGAAUGGAAGCCAUCAUUUAUGAGUUUAACAGAACAGGUGAAUUUUCUGUCAUAUGUAAGAAUACAACUGAAUUUGUUUAAAAGUAAUUUAAUUCAAUUAAGUUUAAGAGCAUUUUCUUUAUGCAAAGGUCUUCCAGUUGCCCUGAUUCAGAUAUCGUUCAAGGAUCGCAGUUAUUUAAUAGAUAAGCUAUCUCUAGAAAUUAAAAUUUCUGACAGUGACUGGGCAGCCUUUUUUGAGAAGCUGUUAUGUUCAGAGGGUUGUCUAAAAUUAGCACUGAUGUUUGGUCUUUCUGUCAUGGAGACUUUCCAGGUAUGUUUAGGUUUUGACUUUUCAAACGACAUGCGCGUAAUGACUUCGACCUUUCCGUUAUUGACGUCACUUGAGAUGAAGAACGUCAUUUGUUUAAUGAAGCUGACCAAGAGCCGUUUAAUUCUUCUUACAACUUUUAGCAGAGUGUGCAUCAAGCCACAGGUAGAAGAAAAAGAGGGAGAAGCUGCAAAUGAAACGAUACAUUUUCGUUUAACUGACUUAUGUGAAGCUGUACUUGGAGAGCCUUUAAACAAAAGCGCUCAAUUUAGCAACUGGGCAAUGCGACCUUUGAGGCCUGAGCAGCUAAAAUAUGCAGCGAGAGACGCUUACUGCUUGAUUAAACUUUAUUAUUCAUUGAAAGAGCUUGCAGAGAAGCACGGUUUAAAUUGGGAAGAACAUUUAGUCGUAGGAAAUAUAAACUACACUAAACCUAAAGAAGUGAAGAAAGCUCGAAAAGGAGCGAAAUUCACUGAGGAUGACUUGAGAGAGAUGAUUCAGCGCGUUAGCCAUUCCAUGGAAGGUGUUACAAGAAGGCCCAGGGAUCUUAAAGUGCUUGUCGAUUCCAUGAUUCUAGGAUUAGGAAAACAUUUAAGGAGGUGUGGAAUCGAUACGCUUCUGUCGGAAACCAGAAGAAGUUUGAUAGAGAUUGCAAUGAAGGAUCCGACACGAUUUAUCUUAACGACCGGUAAAGCAUAUGAUGAGUUAAUGCGGAAUUUUGUCUUACGAACCAAUCACAGGAUUGUGUGCUUACCAACGCCGCAGAACAUGAGUGCUAUUCAGCAAGUAGAAUACGUUUUAAAACACUUCAACGUACGUUUAACUGAAGAGGAUAUCUUUUCAAGAUGUAUGAAUUGCAAUGCAGCUGCAUUUAUUAAAGUUCCUGCGCCUGUUUUGAAAGUUAUGUAUCAAAAGAGAUUCUUCUACGAUGAAGCUGGCGAUUCAGAAAAGGAUAAGCAGAUAAUAAAUAUGGUAAACCCCAGUGACUACGGAGGGGUUGGGUGCAAACUAGUGGAGUGCUCUGGUACUUCAUCCCUUAGAGUGCGGUGUGACGGUGGCAAACUGAAUUUAAAAACAGGAGAAGUGCGUUAUUACAAGAACGAUUUUUAUACAGAAGUACCUCUGGAAGAAGUGCAACCGCAAGUACUUGAGAAAGACGGAAGGUUGUCAUGUAUUGUUUUUGAAAAUAGAGUUUUCUAUGUCUGCGGGAAUUGCGGGAAAGUUUAUUGGGAUGGAUACCAUCGAUCAAAUUACAGUGCAUUCGCUGACUCCCUUCUUACUGCCGGUGAAUGGGACUAG